Messenger RNA from Humulus lupulus (European hop), 1146 nucleotides. Its product is annotated as psbP domain-containing protein 4, chloroplastic. Lineage: Eukaryota; Viridiplantae; Streptophyta; Magnoliopsida; Rosales; Cannabaceae. Bases 183 to 1025 code for a protein of 280 amino acids. Gene Ontology annotation, biological process: photosynthesis. Gene Ontology annotation, cellular component: photosystem II oxygen evolving complex; extrinsic component of membrane; photosystem II. The transcript has 6 exons. The record is from RefSeq and is a predicted model, not a curated record. Gene Ontology annotation, molecular function: calcium ion binding.
AUAUCACUUCAAUAAUAUAACACCUCAUCCUAACCACACACACACUGCGCCACCGUGUCACUGCGCCGCCGAACCACCCUGCGACGCGCUCCCUCUAGCCUCUGCCACAGUACUCAGUCUCUCUCUCACACAACUAAUCAUUUUCAAGAGACCUUCUUGGAAUCUCUCCCAUAUAAUCAAAUAUGGGAGUGAUGACCUUGAUUCCAAGCUGUGGCUUUUCCUGCAACAAUCACCAGCAUCAGAUCAUUCCCUCACACACCUUAAUAGCUCAAUCUUCAAUAGAAAAUGAGUUCCCAAGAACAAAAGUGGCUGUUGGUUCAAGAACAAAUUCCAGUUGGAUUGAUGGAGAAACUGAGAAAUUCUCUGGGGUUUUGAAGAGAAGAUCAAUUUUACUAUCUGGGUUUUCUUUACUUUCAUCAUCAGCUGUGGUGGGUUUCCCAAGUGAAGGCUUGGCUGUGGUGAAACAAGGCCUUUUAGCUGGGAGAGUUCCUGGUCUGUCUGAACCAAAUGAAGAAGGUUGGAGGUCAUACCAAAGACCAGAUGAAAAAUCAGGAGGGCAUGGAGUUGGAUGGAGUCCUAUAAUCCCUUAUGCCUUUUCUGUACCUCAAGAGUGGGAUGAGGUACCAGUAUCAAUAGCAGAUCUAGGAGGCACAGAAAUUGAUUUGAGAUUUGCAAACCCCAAACAAGGACGCUUGUUCGUUAUUGUUGCUCCUGUUCUCAGAUUUGCAGAUAAUUUGGGUGAGGAUGUGAAGAUUGAACAAAUAGGGCCACCAGAGAAAGUAAUAAAUGCAUUUGGACCAGAAGUGAUAGGGGAGAAUGUGGAAGGAAAAGUUUUGAGUAUGUCUGUAUCUGAACACUCAGGAAGAAAAUAUUACCAGUUUGAGUUGGAACCACCUCAUGUUCUCAUUACAGCAACUGCAGCUGGCAAUAGACUUUACUUGUUCAGUGUAACUGGAAAUGGUCUUCAAUGGAAGAGAAACUACAAAGAUCUAAAGAAGAUAGCUGACUCCUUUCGUGUUGUCUGAUUCAGAUACUUGUAAAUUUUUAUACCAAAAAUAUAAUGUGAGAUACUUUGGAAACUUUCAUACCAAAAAUAUGAAACUUUUUUUAUUGUAAUUAGAUAGAUGCUAAUUACACUUUUUUUUU